AUGGCGUUCCUCAACCGCAAUGCAGCCAUCCAAUUCAUCUUGAGUCAAUCCAAUCCUCCGGAGGUUGUUCUCUACUUUGCGGACGACGACAAUACUUAUGAUCUGAGGCUCUUUGAAGGCAUUCGUACCACCAAGAAGAUUUCCAUGUUUCCCGUAGGGCUUGUGGCGGGUAGCUCUCACAGCAGUCCAAUACUAAAAGAUGGUCGCUUGGUUGGAUAUUCGGAUUCAUGGAUAUGCAAAAGGAAAUUUCCCAUGGACAUGGCCGGAUUUGCAAUCAAUAUCAAAAUAUUGGCUUACAAUCCGGAUCGGGUGGCAAUGCCGUUCAUUCCCAGUUAUGAAGAGGAUGGAUUCCUCAAAGGUUUCAAUUUCAAUCGGGAGGACGUGGAGGCCUUGGCGGAAAAUUGCACCAAAGUUUGGGUGUGGCAUACAACCACAAUUGAAAAAUCGGCUCCGACGUUUCGAUUUGAACAAUCAGACACAAAUCUGCAAAGCUUAUUCACAGAACUCCAGAACACAGGGUUGAUCAAAAAAUCCGACGAUGGACCUCAUUUGCCGCAAUGUGGAAUAGAUAGUGUAAGUCUUGUUGAAGUUGUCAAGUAUCCCUUUCUCAGAAGGUCUCAAAACGUGCUCGAUUAUUUGUGA
Molecule: messenger RNA, 642 nt
Organism: Tigriopus californicus
Lineage: Eukaryota; Metazoa; Arthropoda; Copepoda; Harpacticoida; Harpacticidae
Product: galactosylgalactosylxylosylprotein 3-beta-glucuronosyltransferase S-like
Exons: 1
Coding region: 1-642 (213 amino acids)
Biological process (GO): carbohydrate metabolic process; chondroitin sulfate proteoglycan biosynthetic process
Cellular component (GO): Golgi membrane
Molecular function (GO): galactosylgalactosylxylosylprotein 3-beta-glucuronosyltransferase activity
Source: RefSeq, a predicted model, not a curated record